AGAAAAUCCCGACCCGUGUUCACACUUGGCUCGUUUCUCCCCCCCCCCCCGCCUCAAACCUCGGAGGAGGAGAGAAACGGCGAAGGCCAGAAGGAGACGAAGAAGAGAGGUAUUUGCUUUAGGAUCUGUUGCUUAUAUGAGGUACUGAUAUAGAUAUUAGUAAAGUACCUUGCACAUGGCUUCGGUGAGCUUGGCACCCUCGUCGGGGUUGAAAAAUAAUGAUGGUACUAGUAUUUGCGUGGAUAGUUUGCCAGAUGAAUUGAAUGAUAUGAAAAUAAGAGAUGAUAAGGAAGUGGAAGCUACUGUAAUUGAUGGUAAUGGGACAGAGACAGGCCAUAUAAUUGUGACAACUAUAGGUGGCAGAAAUGGCCAACCCAAACAGACUAUAAGUUACAUGGCUGAACGUGUUGUUGGGCAUGGAUCAUUUGGAGUUGUAUUCCAGGCAAAGUGUCUUGAGACGGGUGAGACAGUUGCUAUAAAAAAAGUUCUUCAAGACAAGAGAUAUAAGAACCGAGAGUUGCAAACCAUGCGUAUUCUUGAUCAUCCAAAUGUUGUUUGUUUGAAGCACUGCUUCUUUUCAACAACUGAAAAGGAAGAGCUUUAUCUUAAUUUGGUGCUAGAGUAUGUGCCUGAGACUGUUCAUCGAGUAAUCAAGCACUAUAACAAGAUGAAUCAGCGUAUGCCAUUGCUAUAUGUGAAGCUUUACAUGUAUCAGAUUUGUAGAGCAUUGGCUUAUAUUCAUGGUUGCAUUGGGGUGUGCCACAGGGACAUAAAACCACAAAAUCUUCUGGUCAACCCACAUACACACCAGCUGAAACUCUGUGACUUUGGGAGUGCCAAAGUUUUGGUGAAAGGGGAACCAAAUAUAUCGUACAUUUGUUCAAGAUAUUAUCGAGCACCUGAACUUAUAUUUGGUGCCACCGAGUACACAACAGCAAUUGACAUAUGGUCAGCUGGCUGUGUUCUUGCUGAACUCCUCCUUGGACAGCCUCUCUUUCCUGGUGAGAGCGGAGUUGAUCAACUUGUAGAAAUUAUCAAGAUUUUGGGUACCCCAACAAGAGAAGAAAUUAAAUGCAUGAACCCCAAUUAUACAGAGUUCAAGUUUCCACAGAUCAAAGCUCACCCAUGGCACAAGGUUUUUCAUAAAAGAAUGCCACCUGAAGCAGUAGAUCUCGUCUCUAGGCUUCUUCAGUAUUCUCCAAACUUGAGGAGCACUGCUUUGGAGGCAUUGAUUCACCCGUUUUUUGAUGAACUUCGAGAUCCAAAUGCUCGUUUACCAAAUGGUCGUUAUCUACCUCCUCUCUUUAACUUCAAGCCUCAUGAGUUAAAGGGAGUUCCGAUGGAGAUUGUGCUAAAGUUGAUCCCUGAGCAUGCAAGACAGCAAUGUGCCUUCUUAGGACUAUGAUCUGUUUACUCAAUAUUGCUAAGAAAUAGCGCAUGUGUCCUUGCCAGGUAUAAGAAAUAUACUUUCCUCUUAAUUCUAUGAAUGUUGUGCAUGUACCUCUUGAAUCCAUAUAUCUUAAUUAUUGUUAGUCAUUGUCA
Messenger RNA from Musa acuminata AAA Group (dessert banana), 1542 nucleotides. Its product is annotated as shaggy-related protein kinase alpha. The transcript is spliced from 13 exons. The record is from RefSeq and is a predicted model, not a curated record. The coding region runs from base 176 to 1405 and encodes 409 amino acids. Lineage: Eukaryota; Viridiplantae; Streptophyta; Magnoliopsida; Zingiberales; Musaceae. Gene Ontology annotation, molecular function: protein serine/threonine kinase activity; ATP binding. Gene Ontology annotation, cellular component: cytoplasm. Gene Ontology annotation, biological process: signal transduction; protein phosphorylation.